Aureobasidium uvarum is the source of this 1119-nucleotide messenger RNA. The record is from the annotation of a GenBank genome assembly. Lineage: Eukaryota; Fungi; Ascomycota; Dothideomycetes; Dothideales; Saccotheciaceae.
AUGUCGGACAAGCAAAUGAAAGCUGUGCAUUACGAAGGCCCGUUCAAGGUGUCGGUCAAAGACGUUCCAUUGCCAGAGCUGGAACAUCCUGAUGAUGCUAUAAUCAAGGUGACUACUGCCGGUAAGCCAUUGCCUUCUUCCAGAGACUCCCUUGCAGGGUCAUCAUGUACUCACUGUUCUCCCANNGCGAUUUGCGGCAGUGACUUGCACAUGUAUCAAGGACGCACAGCUGCCGAAUCAGGUCUUGUCUUUGGUCAUGAGAACAUGGGAAUUGUCACCCAAGUGGGUUCUGGAGUGACACUGCUGAAGAAGGGUGAUCGUAUUGUGCUUCCUUUCAACGUGGCAGACGGCAGAUGCAGAAAUUGCGAGCAGGGCAAGACGGCUUUCUGUACUGGUGUCAAUCCCGGAUUCGCAGGUGGUGCUUAUGGCUAUGUGGCUAUGGGAAAGUACCAGGGAGGCCAGCUAUCUGGCUUCCAACCUGGUGACAGCGUGGCCGUGUUCGGCGCUGGACCCGUAGGUCUGAUGGCUGCUUACUCCGCUGUUCUGCGUGGAGCUAGUAGGGUGUUUGUCGUUGAUCAAGUCAAGGAGAGAUUGGAUGCUGCAAGAAAGAUCGGGUGCGAGGGUGUCGACUUCACCAAGAGCGACCCUGUGGAGCAGAUCAUCAAGCUCAAUGGUGGAGAGAUGGUUGAUCGUGCCGUCGAUGCUGUUGGCUACCAGGCUGUCGACAAGAGUGGUAACAAGGAGCAACCCAACAUUGUUCUCGACCAGCUCAUUAUGGUCACCAGACCUACGGGAGGUCUAGGUAUUCCCGGUCUUUACGUCCCCUCUGACCCUGGUGCUCCGGACUCGCAAUCUGCCAAAGGACAAAUCCUCAUCUCCUUCGGCAAGCUCUUCGAGAAGGGUUUGUUCCUCGGCACUGGUCAAUGCAAUGUCAAGGCUUACAACCGUCAACUCCGCGACCUCAUUGUUUCUGGCCGUGCCAAGCCUUCUUUCGUGGUUUCCCACGAAGUCGACAUCGACGACGCUGUUGAUGCUUACGAUAAGUUUGACAAGAGAAUUGACGGUUACACAAAGGUCCUCUUGCAUCCAAAUGGACCUCUGAACCAGUUCUCCAUCUAG